This is a messenger RNA of Cyclopterus lumpus (lumpfish), 2762 nucleotides long. Its product is annotated as odorant receptor 131-2-like. Bases 207 to 1106 code for a protein of 299 amino acids. Gene Ontology annotation, molecular function: G protein-coupled receptor activity. NCBI's taxonomy places the organism in Eukaryota, Metazoa, Chordata, Actinopteri, Perciformes, Cyclopteridae. Gene Ontology annotation, cellular component: membrane. Gene Ontology annotation, biological process: G protein-coupled receptor signaling pathway. The record is from RefSeq and is a predicted model, not a curated record. The transcript is spliced from 4 exons.
AAUGAUUUCUCAGUUUAACCAACGUAAUGUGUUGUUUUAGCUUAUAAUAAUGAUUAUAACACCAAACUACUAAAACAUUUACACUGACAGUUUUUAGAUAAUCAAGUAUAGAAUAACACAUUUUCUUGGGGGAUGCUUCACUGGAAGGGUCAAUAUUGUAAUUCCUUUGAAAUGAUGUCAAUAUUUCCUGCUUUCUUCUGUUGGAGAUGAACUCUUCUGUGAACGUGACCGUGGUUCGGGAGCACCGAGACUCCUUCUCCAAAGCCGUGAUCAAGAACGUGAUCAUCGUGCUUCUCGGCUUCUCCAUCAACUACAUCAAUGCAGCCCUCAUUUACACCUUCCAUAACCACCAGAUCUUCUACACGAAUCCUCGCUACAUCCUUAUUAUUCACCUGGUGGUCAACGACAUGAUCCAAGUGACGCUGAGCAUCAUCCUCUUCGUCAUCAGCUACACCGUCUACAAAAUAAACGUCUCUGUUUGCUGCAUCUUCACGCUGCUGACUCUCGUCACCACUGAAAACACCCCUCUGAACCUGGCUUGCAUGGCGAUGGAGUGCUACAUCGCCGUCUGCUUCCCCCUUCGCCACAUGCAGAUCUGCACCGUCAGGAGAACCUUGAUGCUGAUUAGUUUCAUCUGGAACAUCAGCAUUGUGUCCGUUCUUCCUGAUCUGUUCAUCACUUUGGCCACAGAGCCGCUGGACUUCUUUCAUUCCAGAGUCUUCUGUGUCAGAGAAAAUGUCUUCCCAAAUCCCCUCAUCCCCCUCAAGAGAGAAAUCAUAUAUUCACUGUUUCUAGUUAUCAUUUGGAUCACCAUAUUUUACACUUAUUUCAGAAUUAUGUUCGCUGCACAAUCAGCCAGCAAAAAUGCUAAAAAAGCCAGAAACACAAUCCUCCUCCAUGGAUUCCAGCUGCUGCUUUGUAUGGCAACAUAUGCAAGGCCGCAAGUAUUAAAAGUUAUAAAGCAAGGGGACCCUACGAAUUAUGUAGACCAUCUCUUUGCUUCCUAUAUUAUUAUACAGGUUCUACCACGGUCCAUUAGUCCAGUCCUCUAUGGCAUCAGAGAUAAGACUUUCAGGAAGUUCUUGAAAGGGCAUCUGUGGUGUUGAGCCAGCAGACUGUUAAGCUUUCCUGAGAUGGAUAUCCCAAUAAAAGAUGAAGCAACAUUUACUUGAGGCUUCACUCUCUUCAGUUCUCUCUGCUAAGUAAACAUGCAGAUGGUGUAACCUUCAAACAUACAGCUGUUACACAUCCAUGUAAUUACAAACUCGCAUAUCUACAUAUCUGAGGCACUGCUUUUUAAUUGGGUCUUGAAUGAUUCGAUAUUGAUUCUGGCACUCUCCCAAACCUGAUCAAUGAUUAGGGUUUGGUACCGAAUACCGGUGCCAAUAUGGAACCCAUACGACCGGUGCCUACCAGACUGAAACUUAACGCAGAUUUCGGUGCUUCCUUUCAGCGCCUGAGCUGAUUGAAAUACUUUUUUUUAUACUACUCUGAUGACUCCGCCCUAGCAGUAGGUAACGAUAGCCUAUCGUUUAUAUAGCUACAUUAGCUAGCUAGCCAUCAACCUUUUAACAGAGAAAAUGCCGAAAGGUAAACGGUCAAAAGUCUGGCUGUAUUUCGCAAAAUGCAACAAAAUAAUUGCGUGUAAAGGGGGGAACACGUCAAAUGUAAUGAAACAUCUGGCAACGCAUAACAUCCACUUGAAAGCAGAGGCACCGUGUUCGACCGUGAGCCCGUGCCGAGCACAUCAGAGGCAGUCUGGGAGCGCCCUGGCCCCGGAGAUGGGGAGACCGGUGCCCCUGAAAACAUGGAGACCGAUGAUGACAACAGCAGCCUUACCUCAGCUUCAACAGUGACCUCAUUCACCUUGGCAAAGAAGGCUCAUUUAACACAAGACCAGGUGGAGGAACUCCACAGGUCUGUGACCACAUGUGUGGUCCAGGGACUGCAUUCUUUUUCCACUGUGGAAUCUACAUGGUUCAGCUAAAAAACAAAAGUCAGCCCUAGAGAAGCUGUUGGAGGAUGUGGACCGAGAGCUUCUUCAGGACCACUAAAGGCAGAGCCUGUCCAUCGCUGAACAGGUCCAGAAUGAGAUUGAAAUCUCGAUAAGUCUGCCUUCAAUCCCAAUCAGGACCAGACCCUGCAGCCUGGUGGUGGAUGAAGUCUGCACUUUCAGACCCAUACCUGUGUGUACAGGCCUCAUCGACACCAUCUGAGAGGGUUUUCUCCUGUGCAGGACAUGCAAUCAGUCAGGAGAGGUGUCGUAUUUCACCAGCGCCAGCUGUAGCGCUUUAGUCCCGGUGGAGCAUCCCCCGGCAUGUGAUAAUAGCUCAAAUUGGGCCAGGAAGGCUGCCCAGGCUGACCUACCGGUGUAUUUUGGCGUUUUUACCGUCAAAACAGCAACCGAGUGCUUGUCGCCGCACUCUCCCAUUAACGCUACCUUCUUUCUUCACCUUCGUCCUGCCGACACGAUCCAUGCCCAACAGCAGGCUAACCGGCUAGCUCUCUCACAAGGUUAGGUUAGAGCUCCACGGGAUUUAGCGAUCUUGUCCCUCCGAAGUCACUUCUGACACCAAUGUAACGUUUCGGUACGUUUCCCUCACGGCACGGAGACGGAUCGACGUCCUUGCAGGAACACUUUAUUGAUAGCAUUUACCAACUGAAAACAAAGACAAUACAAAAUAUUCAGUCUGCGUUCUUAAACAUUGCAAUUUACAUUGUGGUACAUGUAUAAAUACACUUUCAUUUUAUAUAGACUUCUA